GCCCAACUACCCCGCUAAAGUGGGCUAAAUGCCGCCCUAGAACGGCCCUGCCACCACGCCGCAGACAGGCCGCCCAGUUGCUGUUGCUGUGCAGCAUUAUUUUGCAUGUGUUUCCACGCUGGUAAACAUCCCACCCACUCAGCCGUCUUUUAACUUUUGUUGACUUUAGACUUUCUACGCCCUCUUCCAUAUCUUGGACUUGUCGCGCCAUUCAACCAUAUCGAGAAUCCACAACGAGAGGCCGUCCGACAUUCUGUAUCUGCCAGUCUUCAUCAGAGUUCACCAGUAUCUCACAGACAGCUUGCGCUUUGGGUUCUCAUCAUGAGUAACUUCUUGACGACAGUUAACCAACGGACGAGGAAUCAGUUCAGGCCUCGCGCUGGCGGCAAAGGCGGUGCCACCAGCUACCAACUUCGACAAUAUGCCGAGGCGACCCUUGGCGGGGGGAGUCUUCGCAAGGUAGUGAAGCUUCCUGAGGGCGAGGAUGAGAAUGAGUGGUUGGCCGUCAACAGUAUGCCCUCUCAUUCCUAAAACUACCACCGAAAAUGAUAGGCCAACUGACUCGUGAUGGAUAGUGGUCGAUUUCUACAAUCAGAUCAACCUGUUAUAUGGCGCCAUCACCGAGUUCUGCUCUCCUCAGUCAUGUCCCGAGAUGAAGGCCACGGAUGAGUUUGAGUACUUGUGGCAAGACUCGGAGAACUACAAGCGACCAACGAAGAUGCCAGCGCCGGCCUACAUUGAGCAGCUCAUGACUUGGGUUCAGAGCAAUAUUGACAAUGAGUCUGUGCUUCCCAGCCGUAUCGGCGUUCCAUUCCCCAAGUCUUUCCCAGCUCUUGUGCGCCAAAUCUUCAAGCGCAUGUACCGUGUCUACGCGCACAUCUACUGCCACCAUUACCCAGUCAUCCGAGAGCUCGGCCUGGAACCACACCUGAACACCAGCUUCAAGCAGUACGUCCUCUUCAUUGAUGAGCACAACUUGGCCAGCGGGAAGGACUUUUGGGGUCCUUUGGGGGAUCUGGUGGACAGCAUGUUGCGUAGUGACUAG
Messenger RNA from Podospora pseudocomata, 1045 nucleotides. It is a transcript of the gene MOB1, whose product is annotated as Mitotic exit network component. NCBI's taxonomy places the organism in Eukaryota, Fungi, Ascomycota, Sordariomycetes, Sordariales, Podosporaceae. The transcript has 4 exons. Gene Ontology annotation, biological process: positive regulation of protein phosphorylation; signal transduction; cell division. Gene Ontology annotation, molecular function: protein kinase activator activity. Bases 653 to 1045 code for a protein of 130 amino acids. Gene Ontology annotation, cellular component: cytoplasm; nucleus. The record is from RefSeq and is a predicted model, not a curated record.